UCGGGACCAGACUGGGUGUUAGAAACUAUGGCAGCAAAGUAGUUACCAGCAGGUCUGAGGUCAUCCUGCCUGAAUGUGAUUUCUAGCUCUGCCUUACUAGCUGUAAUGGCAUUGUCAAUAGAACCGGCUUCACAGGAUUCUCCCUGGGAACACUAAAGAAGGAUGCAUGGAAGCUCCUCAAACUGUGUGGCAUGUAACAAGUAUAUAUCUAUACCAUCAUCUCUUGCACCUCGGACGUCCUGGAGAUGUCAUACCUGCCACAGUGCAUCCUCCGAGUGUUGGUAUGACUAAAGUUUCGCCCUAUGUUUCGUUGAAGACCAGAUGAACACCCUAAGGCUGGAGUCCAGGGGACCAAGAGCAUUUUGGAAAUUGCACAGGUGCUCUACUGCACAGGGGGCGGCAGAGGCUGCAGGGGAAGGUCAUGGAGUCGGCCACUCCAGCCCGCAGUCUUCCUGCCCCAGCUUAUGGCAUGGAGUCCUGCCAAGCAAACCCUCAACUAGCUUCAGGGGGGACCGAGGGUUUUUCUUUCUUCGGUGUUAGCACGGGCUUCCCACGCAGGGCGCAGCCAGAGCGCUGCAAACUCCUCGAGAGUAUGCGGGAGCCUGGCUACUCCCGGGGUAGGAGGGGUGGCGCCGGUGAGUCCGAGCCAGGAAGGUAGGCGUGGGCAAGUAUGAGCCUGACCUCCGAGGCUUUGGGCACCUGCCAUUUGCGAGGAAGGGGGGGGGGGGGUAUCUGAAUUUGCCUGGAGCGAGGUUCCCGCUUCCGGAUUACCUCUCCUCCGACACUCAUCCCGCCUCCCAGGCUGGGCGUGGUCUGCUCCUAUCCUUGCCUCCCCUCCCCAGGGGGCGGAGCUGGGGGAGGGGUCUCUGCGAUCGAGUCACGUCCAACAGGCGGAGCCGAGCACCAGGAGGCCGGCUGGGGAGGCGCCACAUCCGGCCGCUGACUCGUGUGUGUAUAAAGCCGCGACCGCUGCACUUGGCUUCCAACAGUAGCUCUGGGCCCUUCUCGGCUGCAGGGGCAGCUGCUCCAAUGCCCCACAGCGGCCAUGAGCGUCCCGCAUUGGUGGGACCAGCUGCGGGCUGGCAGCUCGGAGGUGGACUGGUGCGAAGACAACUACACCAUCGUGCCUGCCAUCGCCGAAUUCUACAACACGAUCAGCAAUGUCUUAUUUUUCGUCUUACCGCCCAUCUGCAUGUGCUUGUUUCGUCAGUAUGCAACAUGCUUCAACAGUGGCAUCUACCUAAUAUGGACUCUCUUAGUGGUAGUGGGAAUUGGAUCCGUCUACUUCCAUGCAACCCUAAGUUUCUUGGGUCAGAUGCUUGAUGAACUUGCAAUCCUUUGGGUUCUGAUGUGUGCUCUGGCCAUGUGGUUCCCCAGAAGGUAUCUACCAAAGAUCUUUCGGAAUGACAGGGGCAGGUUCAAGGCUGUGGUCUGUGUCCUGUCUGCGGUCACAACGUGCCUGGCGUUUGUCAAGCCCGCCAUCAACAACAUCUCUCUGAUGACCCUGGGGGUUCCUUGCACUGUGCUCCUGGUUGCAGAGCUAAGGAGGUGCGAUAACGUGCGUGUAUUUAAGCUGGGACUCUUCUCCGGCCUCUGGUGGACCCUUGCGCUCUUCUGCUGGAUCAGUGACCGAGCCUUCUGUGAGCUGUUGUCGUCCUUCCACUUCCCCUACCUGCACUGCGUGUGGCACAUCCUCAUCUGCCUCGCUGCCUACCUGGGCUGUGUAUGCUUUGCCUACUUUGAUGCAGCCUCCGAGAUCCCUGAGCAGGGCCCCGUCAUCAAGUUCUGGCCCAGCGAGAAGUGGGCCUUCAUCGGCGUGCCUUACGUGUCCCUCCUGUGUGCCAGCAAGAAAUCACCAGUCAAGAUCACGUGAUGGCAUGGGCGUGGUGGCUUGGCUUCUCUGCUUAUUUUCCCUGAUGCACGGGCUCCCUUUGCCAGGAAAGACAGCCGGGGGCUUGCAGAGUCCGGGGUAGGGCCUGUCUUUUAAAAGUUCUGUUCCCUUGGGCUCAACUAACGUGUCUGUGGCCCGCCAGGACUCUACCAUGCAGGGGGAGGAAGGUCUUCCCCUUUCCCAAAGAUGGAAAGUGGAGGGCUGAGGGGCACCAGGUGGAACUUCUCAGCCUCUUCCAGAUACAGUAGUUUGUUGGGCUGUAUCCUUUCUGGCAAUGGCAGAGCAGUCCCUCGGGGAGCCCAUUUCCCAGUGGGAGAUGGGUCCAGACUCGACCAUUCCCAUGUGCUCUCCGUGUCAACUCUCCUGCUGACCGACAGGCCCUGCGACAGACUCAGACCUCUGUCUGAUGGAAGAUCCCAGGGAUUUUCAUUUGAGGAAACUGUCCUAAAACAAGACCAAGCCAAUGAAAUCCACACAGGGCUAAUGGCUAAGGAGGCAUCCAUGUAGAGCUCUCCGUAACCAGGUUUUACAUGCACUUGUGAAUCUUUUCUCUACUACCUCUGCUGAGAGAUGGGGAUUUGACUUCAGAGGAGGGUGAAGCAGACGAGAAAAACCCUCUGUGCCAAAAGCUACACUCUGCUUUAAGCCAUUCUUGAAGAUGAGCACAAUUUUUAGAUGUGGACAUUGUUGGCCCCCUCCCCAAACCAACGGUCUCACACACACACACACACACACACACACACACACACACACAGGAUAGUUGUGGUGUGAACAGGUCUGCACACAGACCCCGGCUCCUUAGUGCCGAGCUCCGUAAGGUCCGGCCUCAUGACAGUCACGGUGGGAGUCCUGCCUGGUUCAACGUCUGGAGCAGACAUGAAGUUCUGGAAACUUGUGCUGAUUAGAAGCCUUCUGGAUGCUCUUCCAUUUGGAAGUUAUCCCCCAAAAUGUCACCUCUUCUUUCUGCAAGAUUUCCUGCGGGAAUCGUACUCCACAUUCUCCCAGUACAAGGUGCUUCCUGUGGUUUCUCCAAGGAUUUGAUAGCUGCUCUUCUCUAGAACUGUGGCUCUUUGGGUCGUGGGUGCAGCAGGCAAUGCUGUUGGCCUUCUCGGUUUUUCCUCACCUGAAGGGACACUAGCCAAAACUAAUCUCUUCAUUGGGCCGAAUGAAGACUCUAAAACAGUCAUCAAGGUGUGAGGGGGAAUGCAUGACCUCAGGGAUACUCACUUUAACUGACAUCUCCCACUUUGCAACAUUCCAUCAUGAAAGAGGGCAGGACAUCCUUGUGUGGAUGGGAGUCCUGUCGCUAAGGAUCUAAUAAUUGGGCAGGACCAGCGCGUGGCAGGUCUAGGAACUUUGGCUCCAGUUAGAAGUUGCACAGGAUCGAAGGUGAAAAGUCCAAUAAGGAACUGAAUUGAGAGUUUAAAAAUGAAGGACUUUAUUCUGCUUCUGUGGUUUUCAAGUUAUUUUUAGCAGAACCCUAUCUGCAAUAAGAAACCAUCAAGGAACCCAAAUGUGUGAUAGAUGGUGCAUUCUAGUAGUUUAAAUUUAAGGCUAAACUUCUACAUUUCCCUUAAUACCAUGCAGCGAAAAAUGCAAGUUAAAUUGGUGGUUUUCCAUGGUAAAAAAUUUGGGAUUGAAUGAGUGUACCCUGUUUAUUAUAGCUUAAAAAUAUACUUUAAAAAUGGUA
This is a messenger RNA of Herpailurus yagouaroundi (jaguarundi), 3581 nucleotides long. RefSeq names its product alkaline ceramidase 2 (gene ACER2). The transcript is spliced from 6 exons. Gene Ontology annotation, cellular component: Golgi membrane. Gene Ontology annotation, biological process: ceramide catabolic process; sphingosine biosynthetic process. Gene Ontology annotation, molecular function: N-acylsphingosine amidohydrolase activity. NCBI's taxonomy places the organism in Eukaryota, Metazoa, Chordata, Mammalia, Carnivora, Felidae. Bases 1046 to 1873 code for a protein of 275 amino acids. The record is from RefSeq and is a predicted model, not a curated record.